CUUUCCCAACCAACCAACAGGCUUCACACUCAUCAACCACCAGCACCACCACAUCAACCACACUGCCAACAACCUCUGUUGCUGCCAGCAGCAAGGCACAAACACCACCACGUCGCUCUUUGCUGUCGUGUGGCUCGUACCACGCUUGGCAGGUGUUGCAAAAGCAGCAGCAUCAGCAGCUACAGCUUCAGCAGUGGGUGAAAAAGUGAUACCGGACCAGGAUUCACCGUAUUUGGCGGGAAGAAGCAGAUUCACGACAAGCACGUUCACAGCCCCCAUCCCGCUCGCUGCACAGCCUGCACCACAAGCGCCAUCACAAACACAGUCCACAAGUGCAAGAGUGCCUCUGUUCAAGAGAAUCAUGAGUGGGUUGAGCGCUACCACUAGCGCGGUGCACUCGCCCAUAGCUAGUCACCAGCAGCGACAACACCAAGCGCUGCUCACACCAACGAGGAGCUUGGCGGCUUCACCAAAGGCCACCACACCGCUGUCGCCCUUAUCGGCAUCCCACCGCGGCUACCGUUCAAAGGCAGCAACACACAAGGGAUCACUCACACCAACACACCUGCAGCACAUGCACAGCAAGAUACCAUCCUUGUGCGUGCCCCACCGCAACCGAUCUCCGCGCCUCCGACCAACAAAUCUGUCGCCCAGGAUGCAGUCGCACCGGCAUGUCGCUUCAUCAAUAUCCACUGAUCGACCACCGUCCAGGUGCUCCACACCAAGCUCCAGCGACAAGUGGGUGUCGCCUGCACCCAGCAGCAACAAACGCAGCAGCGCCAGAUGCCGUGAGGUCCUCAUGCCACGCAAUGGCAACAACCACUCUACCGGCAAACAGCGCAGACGGCGCAGCAGGACACCACCCUCAAAGGCGAAAUCACCUGGAAGUGGCCGCAUUGUGCAGCUUUGCCCCGAGCGCCGUCGUGCCCUGCGCCUGGCCAUGGAGCGACAAGGUGCAGCGAAGGAGCUGAUGGCCGUAUUUGAGCAGUUCAUGUGCGAUCCAGCAUCACCAGCGCAUCGCCAGUCCCUCAAUGGCACCAAGCAAUUCGAGCACUGCAAAGACAAGUUUGAUCAGCGCCUUCGUCAGUUCCAAGCGCUGGGUCUCGUGGAGAAGGAGAACAGCAAGCCUGCGCGCCGGCGUGCCAAGCGGAUUUCCACCACCAGCAACACCACCACCAGCAUGAACAGUAGUAUGAGCAGCAGUGUGAACGCCAGUGUGCAUGCAACCCCAAGGGUAUUUCGGCCCUCAUCUUCUCAGUAUCGCGACACCAGCGUGGACAGUAGCAGCCUUACGGACACAGCCAGCUGCCGGGACACAGACAUGGAGGAUGAAGGGGGUGUGGCAACAGCAAACUCCUCCAUCAUGACAUCCACCACCAUGAACGACUCGGAGUGGGUGGACAUUACAAAUGAUGGCGAGGAGGUCAUGACACCUCAACCCCGCAGGCUUCGCAGAAAGCGCUCCUCGCCAUCCACCUCCAGUCUGCGUCGACUGCUUGAAGACAGCCGCAAUCUCGUCAGCCAGAUCCGCGCGGCAACAACAGCGGAACAGAAUCCCACGCCCAAGUCCGAGAGCAAAGACCGAAUGGCGGCGUUGCAGACGGCAAAUUCACAGCUGAGGCGUGAUGUGUGCACAUUGCGCGAGACAAUUGAGGAGCAGAAGGAAGAGAUGCGUGCACGGGAUUGCACCAUUAGCAGCUUGCAGGUGCAGCUCAACAACACGGAGCGCGCAGUGGCAGCCGUGCACGACCGCUACGCUCAGGACACGGCCCGCCUCAGAGACAGCAUGCAGACACUCAGCGAUGCGCUCGCGACAGCACGAAAGCAAUCGCAGCUGGAGGUGGAGGAAUUGCUCAACGAGCAUGACGCCCAGCAUUCAUACAUGAAGGAAGAGGUGAUGGCGCUACGCGACCACAACAAGGAGCUUGCCGCUGCCCUGUGUGAGAUGCAGGCGGAGAUGGAGACUGCCGUUGCAGCGCUGACGUCGGCAGAUGAGUCUGUGGAGGGCGAGCAAGAGGGCGCUCCAGGGACAGAAGCAAGCAGCAGCAGCAGCGGCGGUGACCAGGGCGACGCAACGACGCAUAUGCGCCGUCUCUGUGCUGAGUUGCAGCUGCUGGUGAAGGAGAGCGUUGCCCAACGGCGCACGCUCAGUACACGCUGCAAUGACUUAGUGGAGCAGGUGGAGAGGGUCAAGGUGGAGGUGGAGACGACCACAGCCAGUCUCUCCGCACAGCUGCAGCAGGACAUGAGCAGCGCACAACGUCAGCACCAGCAAGAACUCGAUACUGUCAAGCAAGAGCACCGGAACCAAUUGGCUGCACUCGAGGCUGAGUUUUCCACCCGCAUGCAACAGCUGAACGAGAAGCACCAAACCGCCCUGAGCAGCGUCCAGAACGCCCACGCACAGAAACUGACGGCCGCUGUUCGCAAGCAGGAGCAGCUUCACGCUGAACGCGAGCAGCGACUGAGGGAAAUGGUCGACAAGGCCACUGCGCAGCUGCACGCUGUCACCGCGCGUCAAGAUCAAGACCUACAGGUGUUGGAGGAGAAUCACCAAGGCGCGAUGCGCGUGUUGGCUGCAGAGCACACGUGCGAGCUGCACGCACGGACAGGUGCGCUGCAGAGGGAUGUGCAGACUCAGCUGAGGGAGCAGUCUGAAGCACACCAGCGGGAGAUGAGCGCGGCGAGCGAAACGCAUGCGCUCCAGCUUGCAGAGACGAAAGCAGCGUGCGAAAGGAAGCUCGAGACAGCACUUGCGGAGCACAGGCGAGAGCUGGACAUGAACAAAGUGGAGAAGGCACGGCAGCUUGAUGCGAUGGAGACAGGGUUUGCUGCACAGCAGGCCGACCUGGAGGAGAAGCAUGCACAGCAACUUGCACACUUGACGCAUGAGUAUGAAGAACGCAUUACCCGUGAGACCGACGCGCACACAGGGAUGAUCAGACAGCAGCAACGCAAGCACGAGCAAGAGGUGUGCAGUCUCAAGGAAGAACACGCGGCAGAAAUCAGCAGUUUGGCGUCACGGUAUGAUGAAAAGACAGUGGGUAUCCUUGAAGAGCACGAAAGACAACUUGCUGGUAUGAAGGCUGAGCACGCGCAGCAGCUGGAGAAGAAGGAUGCUGAGCACGCACAGCAUGUCAACUGCAUCAAGGCUGAGCAUGCACAGCAGCUUGAGAAGAAGGAUGCUGAGCAUGCACAGCAUGUCGACACCAUCAAGGCUGAGCAUGCACAGCAGCUUGAGCAGAAGGAUGCUGAGCACGUACAGCAGCUGGAGCAGAAGGAUGCUGAGCACGCACAGCAUGUCAACUGCAUCAAGGCUGAGCAUGCGCAAGAGCUUGAGCAGAAGGAGACCGAGCACGCACAGCAGCUUGAGCAGAAAGACGCUGAGCACGCACAGCAGCUUGAGCAGAAGGACGCUGAGCACGCACAGCAGCUUGAGCAGAAGGACGCUGAGCACGCACAGCAUGUCAGCUGCAUCAAGGCUGAGCAUGCGCAAGAGCUUGAGAAGAAGGAGACCGAGCACGCACAGCAUGUCAACUGCAUCAAGGUUGAGCACGCACAGCAGCUUGAGCAAAAGGAUGCUGAGCACGCACAGCAGCUGGAGCAGAAGGAUGCUGAGCACGCACAGCAUGUCAACUGCAUCAAGGCUGAGCAUGCGCAAGAGCUUGAGCAGAAGGAAGCUGAGCACGCACAGCAGCUUGAGCAGAAGGACGCCGAGCACGCACAGCAUGUCAACUGCAUCAAGGCUGAGCAUGCGCAAGAGCUUGAGCAGAAGGAAGCUGAGCACGCACAGCAGCUUGAGAAGAAGAUGGCUGAGCACGCACAGCAGCUUGAGAAGAAGGACGCUGAGCACGCACAGCAGCUUGACAGCAUCAAGACCGAGCACGCACAGCAGCUUGAGAAGAAGGAUGCUGAGCACGCACAGCAUGUGGACACCAUCAAGGCUGAGCAUGCGCAAGAGCUUGAGCAGAAGGAUGCUGAGCAUGCGCAGGAGCUUGAGAAGAAAGAUGCUGAGCACGCACAGCAGCUUGAGCAGAAGGAAGCUGAGCACGCACAGCAGCUUGAGCAGAAGGACGCUGAGCACGCACAGCAUGUCAGCUGCAUCAAGGCUGAGCACGUACACCAGCUUGAGCAGAAGGACGCUGAGCACGCACAGCAGCUUGAGCAGAAGGACGCUGAGCACGCACAGCAUGUCAACUGCAUCAAGGCUGAGCAUGCGCAAGAGCUUGAGAAGAAGGAGACCGAGCACGCACAGCAGCUUGAGCAGAAGGACGCUGAGCACGCACAGCAUGUCAGCUGCAUCAAGGCUGAGCACGCACAGCAGCUUGACAGCAUCAAGGCUGAGCAUGCGCAAGAGGUCAACAACAUCAAGGCUGAGCACGCACACCAUGUGGACAACAUCAAGGCUGAGCACGUACAGCAGCUUGAGAAGAAGGGUGCUGAGCACGCACAGCAGCUUGAGCAGAAGGAGACUGAGCAUGCGCAGCAGCUUGAGCAGAAGGAUGCUGAGCAUGCGCAGCAGCUUGAGAAGAAGGAUGCUGAGCACGCACAGCAGCUUGAGCAGAAGAUGGCUGAGCAUGCACAGCAUGUGGACAGCAUCAAGGCUGAGCAUGCGCAAGAGCUUGAGUACAAGGAAGCUGAGCAUGCACAGCAUGUCGACUGCAUCAAGGCUGAGCACGUACAGCAGCUUGAGCAAAAGGAUGCUGAGCACGCACAGCAUGUCGACUGCAUCAAGACCGGGCAUGCGCAAGAGCUUGAGCAGAAGAUGGCUGAGCAUGCGCAGGAGCUUGAGCACAAGGAUGCUGAGCACGCACAGCAGCUUGAGCAGAAGGACGCUGAGCACGCACAGCAUGUCAACUGCAUCAAGGCUGAGCAUGCGCAGCAGCUGGAGCAGAAGGAGACUGAGCACGCACAGCAGCUUGACAGCAUCAAGACCGAGCACGUACAGCAGCUUGACAGCAUCAAGGCUGAGCAUGCGCAAGAGGUCAACAACAUCAAGGCUGAGCACGCACACCAUGUGGACAACAUCAAGGCUGAGCAUGCACAGCAGCUUGAGCAGAAGGAUGCUGAGCACGUACAGCAAGUCGACACCAUCAAGGCUGAGCACGCACACCAUGUGGAUAGCAUCAAGGCUGAGCACAAUGCAACCGUGCAAGCGCUUGAUCAGGAAGCAAUUGUGCUUCGCGUGCGAAUCGAAGAGCUUUCCAGUGCUAUUAAGGCGAGCAAUGCUCGCUUGCAAGCACUGAGUUCAAGACACCAAGACGAACUUGCAGAAGCACACGCUCAGGCAGACAAAGCACUCGAUUCCACUGCGUCUGCGCUGCGUGCUGAAUAUGAGGCGAAGCACACGGCCGCAGAGGCCGCGCUUGUAGAGCAACGCCAAGCACAAGUUGCUCGUGUUCGCGAAGCAUUUGAACAGGUGCGACAGUGGAUGACCAAUCUGAGGCAAGAGGUCAACUCUGAACUCGGUGAUCACGCGGACAGCAUGCAGCAACUGCAGCAAGCCGUGUCACGCUCGUCUUCUGUUGCUGUUGCCGCUGAGGCGUACAAGAACCAGCUUGUCACGCAACUUGCGGAGGUGUGCAAGGAGCUGCAGCAGGAGAAAGUGGCGGGGAAACGGUGCAAGGCCAGCCUUGAGACGGCACAGAAGGAGCUGGGCGAACUGCAGCAGAACCAACUCAUUCUCGAGCGGGUGUACUUUGCAAACCUUGUGCUCGCCUUGCGCAUCAACUAUGAGAAGGAGAACCCGGGCAAGCUUGCACCCAAUGCAAGUGUGGCAGAGCUGUUUGCGCGUGCAAGAUCCCACAAUGUCUCCUUCCUUGAGUGGCCCGUGUGGAUUUCAAAGCAGGUGUGGGGCGAGCACAAGGCGGAGGCCUGAGAGUGUGCUUGUGUUUUCUGCCCUCUUUGAGCCAUUGCUGUGCCGUGUAUGCGUGCGUUACACGAUGUGAGAGCAGGCGCGGGCGUGAGUGUGUUCUAGUGAAAGGGGCGGGCAGAGGAAGAGACCAGAAAGCCAGACAGUAG
This is a messenger RNA of Salpingoeca rosetta, 6021 nucleotides long. Its product is annotated as histidine-rich protein. The coding region runs from base 362 to 5878 and encodes 1838 amino acids. Lineage: Eukaryota; Choanoflagellata; Craspedida; Salpingoecidae. The transcript has 9 exons. The record is from RefSeq and is a predicted model, not a curated record.